Messenger RNA from Cooperia oncophora, 501 nucleotides. The record is from the annotation of a GenBank genome assembly. Lineage: Eukaryota; Metazoa; Nematoda; Chromadorea; Rhabditida; Trichostrongylidae.
AUGACCAACGAUAACACGAACAUAACCAUCAAUACUAUCAACGUUGCAUUCUUCAUGUUCUACAUUGCUGCUUUCGCCUAUUAUCAACCAAGGAGGAAAUACCUUUAUGGACAACUAUUUGCAUGUGCAGCAGUGAUCAAGCUGAUCUUCAUGUACGUCGACAUGCAGAGGAUCGAUGUAGCACCCGAUGUGAUGGGUUCGAUCGCAGCAGCAACGCAGAUCGCCUCCCUUGCUGGUGGUAUCUAUGAAAUUAAACGAGCGAUCACAUUUGGACAUACGGAAUACCUACCGGCCCUGUUCCAAUACGCCAUGUUCCUGCUUAUUGUGCAGUGGCUUGCUUUUGGUCUUUUGACAGGAAACCAAUACAUUGCGAUCGCCAACGCGGCUGCUCUUGUUGUGAACGUCGCGACAAUUGCUCUGUACUUCAUAUACCCACCACUAACGUGGCGCGUUCCCAUUAUUGGUACUGGACCGCAACUGAAGGAAGGAAAGAAGGAAUAA